Messenger RNA from Penicillium hordei, 504 nucleotides. RefSeq lists its product as uncharacterized. Bases 1 to 504 code for a protein of 167 amino acids. The transcript has a single exon. Lineage: Eukaryota; Fungi; Ascomycota; Eurotiomycetes; Eurotiales; Aspergillaceae. The record is from RefSeq and is a predicted model, not a curated record.
AUGCCCUUGGUCGCCAAACGAAUGAACUUGCUCGCAAAAGAUUGCAAUUCUACCGCGGAUGCGCCAAUUGUCGAUUUCAAUUAUUUGUUCUUUGAAGAACCCCAUGAAUAUGUGGGUGUGAGGCAAUAUGACCAGAAAAAUGUUGACCGGCUCAUACAUAUUUUUGAGAUUGAGGGCUGUUGUAACUUAGAGCCUGAACAUAGGAUUGCCGCUGUUGUUGACUCAUCUAAUUUCACAAAUGCCCUCUCGAUGACGGGAGCCACUGAAGAACAGCUGCUAGACCCCGCAUCCCAGAUCGCGCUGAAAUUCAACGAUAAUGCUCGACUUGUAUGUGUUUAUGGAAAGCAUCUGUUACGUGCGGCCGAGGCUGUCGGAGAAAGUUGCUGGUUGGUCGACAUAUACAAUGACGGUCAGUCCCCUUCUUCGGUGCAGUGGCAGAUACUCAACGUCGCAACCAGAUCUUCCAGAUUUGGCGCGGAGUCAGCUUCGCUAAAAAUCUUCUAA